Messenger RNA from Penicillium manginii, 1305 nucleotides. Its product is annotated as FAD-dependent oxidoreductase. The transcript is spliced from 4 exons. NCBI's taxonomy places the organism in Eukaryota, Fungi, Ascomycota, Eurotiomycetes, Eurotiales, Aspergillaceae. Bases 1 to 1305 code for a protein of 434 amino acids. The record is from RefSeq and is a predicted model, not a curated record. Gene Ontology annotation, molecular function: FAD binding.
AUGGAAGAGAAAAGCGUCUUCAAAGUUAUUAUAAUCGGGGCCUCUGUCACGGGUCUAACCCUAGCCCAUUGUCUUCACCGCGCAGGAAUUGACUAUGUGGUUCUGGAAAAGCAUGUCGAGGUUCAUCCGCCCAUUGGAGCCGCUGUAGCCAUUUUACCUAAUGGUGCGCGAAUUAUGGAACAGCUGGGCAUCUUCCAUCACGUUGAAAGGAAGUCUUCUUCAAUUGAGCGGGUGCAUCUUUGUUAUCAAGACGGCUUUUUCUAUGAUAGUCUUUCUCCCAGUGUCAUACUUGAGAGGUUUGGCAUCAAGUUCGCGUGUCUGGAGCGAACUCAACUUCUCGAGAUCUUGUAUACGACUCUCCCGGACAAAUCAAAGGUUCUGACAAGCAAGGAUGUCACGACAAUCACUCCAAAUGAUGCUAAAGUAUCUGUCACUACGGCUGCCGGCGAAGAGUUCCAAGGAAAUUUGGUUGUGGGAGCAGACGGCGUGCACAGUCUCACGCGACGAGAAAUGUGGCGGAUUGCUGAUAUCGAGCAGCCGGGCCGGAUCUCACUCAAAGAGAAACGCACAGUCGAAAAUGGCUUGUUCUGGGUACUCAUUGAGAAACUUCCGCGAAGGUAUACCUAUCCCGAUGCACCGCGCUUUUCGCGAGACGAAGCUAUUUCGCACUGCGAAGCAGCUGCAGACCUACCAAUCUGGGAAGGAGUUCGGUUCCGAGAUAUCUGGGCUCAGCGCCGUGGGUUCCGGAUGGUUGCGUUGGAGGAGAAUCUUUUCCGGACCUGGCACCAUGGCCGGAUAGUCUGUAUCGGAGAUAGCAUGAGCAAGAUGACACCAAAUAUUGGCCAAGGAGCCAACACCGCCAUGGAAGCAGCUGCCGGGCUGGCUAACGUGCUCCACGCAAUCACUCAAGAGAACAAUAUUCCCUCAGCCGAGACAAUCGAGCAGGCACUUACCACUGCCACCCACAAGCAUCGCAAGCGUCUCGACGCAAUCCACAUGGAGUCCCGCUGGAUCACCCGGUUGGAAGCGUGCCAAGGUCGGCUGACGACAGCCUUCGCGCGCUACAUAGCUCCGCAUUGCGGUGAUCUCUUCGCACUCGGUGUCGUUCGCAACUCCUACAACGGCGAAGUGCUGCAAUUCCUGCCCUUGACGGAACGUGCGGGGAAGAAUUGGCCAGAGUUGGAAUGGUGGAAUACAUGGGGCUUGUCCAAGUGGCGAGAUGUCUCCCUGAAGAUGGGUUAUCUGUUUUUUCUUCUGAUCGUUAUUGUGUUUAUUAAUCGGGUGUCAGGAAUUCCCGAGCUGUGA